This is a messenger RNA of Drosophila bipectinata, 646 nucleotides long. RefSeq names its product BPTI/Kunitz domain-containing protein 5. Gene Ontology annotation, molecular function: serine-type endopeptidase inhibitor activity. Lineage: Eukaryota; Metazoa; Arthropoda; Insecta; Diptera; Drosophilidae. The record is from RefSeq and is a predicted model, not a curated record.
CUCAAUUCGGUGUAGUUCUUCGUACAGCAUCGUAUCGGUUCGGUUGCACGUUUUUCAAAAGUAGCGCAAAUUACUUAAAAAUACCAAAAACCGAAAAAUUGGAACAGCCGUCGCAGCAGCAGCAGCAGCCAAAUCUGAGAAUUUCUACGGGUCGGAUUUUGGGAUUCUGCGGUAUUCGACAUUCUCCUUUCGCAUUUGGUCAACGCCGCAUCUCCUCGUUCCGCAUCUGCCAGCCGCGCGAAAAACAUGAAAUUGAAAAUCAAUCUGACGUUCCUCUGUGCGACACUCGUCGGCCUCCUGUCCAUCAUCCUAUUGACACAGACCGUUUCAACUGAGGCAUUCGGAGGCGGUGCCACCUCGGGGCAAGGAAGUGCAACGGCGUCAUGCAAAGAGCUGAACAAUGUAAACUGCUAUGUGGGCCGUAACGAGGGAAACUUCUGCAACAGCAAGGAUCAGACAAAAGCGGUGACCCGCUGGUACUUUGACAAAGGCGUCUGUCGACCCUUCACCUACAAGGGAUGCAACGGAAACAGGAAUCGUUUUUGCUCGCAGGACAGCUGCGAGUCCCGCUGCGCCGAUGAUUAAUCCAUUUGUGUUUAGUCUAUAAAUUUGUAUGAGUAUAUUUAAGUUAAGUAAAGAUCAAAAA